Saprolegnia parasitica CBS 223.65 is the source of this 2127-nucleotide messenger RNA. RefSeq names its product serine/threonine protein kinase. Gene Ontology annotation, biological process: protein phosphorylation. The record is from RefSeq and is a predicted model, not a curated record. The coding region runs from base 47 to 2098 and encodes 683 amino acids. NCBI's taxonomy places the organism in Eukaryota, Oomycota, Saprolegniomycetes, Saprolegniales, Saprolegniaceae. Gene Ontology annotation, molecular function: protein kinase activity; ATP binding. The transcript has 6 exons.
CCAAGCCGGACAAAUUUGGCGGCCGCGGAGAAAGGCUGAGACUCGAAUGCGCGCCUGCUUGAGCGGCGUGAGCUGGGCGAGCCCAGUCCUAGCUGCGAUCGCUGCGAUGGCCACGGCCCAGGAUAGCGUCGUCAACUGCGUCGUGCCAAGCGCAAACACACUCACCUCGUCCUGCUACGGCGCCUGCAACGAGACGUCGGCCAACUCGACGACGGCGUCGUGCCUCGUCUUCGGCGCCAAGGGCACUGCGGCAGGCUGCGCCAACCAAAAGCCCGGCCUGUGCCACGAUGGCGUCGGACCCAACAAGUGCAAAGUGCUCUGCCUCGUGCAGCCGGCCGAUGCGUGGACGUACCUCGUCGGCGUCGCGGACCCCAACAGCGCCAACGUUGCCGACAUUGAGCGCAUCGACAGUCUUGUGCUGCCACCGACCGUCACCUCUCUACGGCUCCUACCCCGCGACAAGGUCGACAACCCCUCGAAGACGAUCGACGUCUCGGCGACAAGCAUCAAGCGCGCGCCGGGUCUGCGCUCACUGUCGGUCGAGCAACUUCUCGUGCCCAACAUUAGCGCGCUCACGGUCUUCCCCAACAUCACCUCCUUACAGCUCAAGCAAGUCAAGCUGUCGCCGGAUGAGUUCAACAACAUCUUACACGUCGAGUUAAUCGAAACGCUGAACUUGGCCAACAACAACCUUGCGACGAUCCCUGGCAACGUCUUUGGCAUGAAGUCGCUCAAGCAGCUCGACCUCUCGAUGAACCCGCUCCAGAGUGUCUCGCUCAGCGGUAGCGACGAAGCUUUUCUGAGAAACCUCGCGACACUCACUGCCACCGGCUCGCCGUCAACACCGUGUCCGUCCAACACGGCCCCGAAGAACAUCCAAGGCUUGCAGUACUGCAUGAGCAGCUCUACGGUCGCACCCUCGGACCCGCUGCGCAUGAUCGAAUCGACGACGACAGCGCCAGCAGCAACACCAUCCCCCAGUGAGACGAGUCGCGGGUAUUUGUUUUACCUAUUUAUCGGCCUCGGGUGCCUCGCCGUGCUUGGUGUCGGCGUCUACUUGCUUCUCUUCCGGAGCAAGCGGGCAGCGUCCAAGGCCAAGAAGCACCAAGCCACGAGCCACCGCCAGACGUCAGUGCACGUCGACGACGACCUCCACGGCGCGCCGGACACGGCAACCUUCCAGCCGUGUGCGUCAGUGCGCCCGAGCAGUGCCCUCCUCACCGCGCGCUCGUCGCUCUCGGCCGCGGCGCUCUCGAUGCGGAGUCUCCACCACGAGAUUGCGGCGCGGGACGUCGACGUCUCGGCGCACGCAGUGGUCUUCAAGCACAACCGCUUCGACAUGCUCUUGGCCAAAGUCCGCGGGUCGCCCGUGUACCUCAACCGCGUCCUGCCGCUCACGCAGGACAAGGCGCUCUCGCUUCUCUCGAUGCUUUCGACGCUCCGGCAUCCGCGGCUCAUGAACGUCCUCGGCGUCGUGUGGCGGUCCGUCGACGUUGGCAUUCAAAUGGACGUGGCACUCGAGUUCCUUGACAGCGGGACGCUUGAAAGCGUCCUUCUCCAUGGACACCGCAGUCUCUCGUGGCACAGCGGGAAGCGCCAAAUGGCCCUCGAGGUUGCAUUGGCGCUGCUCCAAGUCCACGAACACGACUUUGUCUACAACGGCUUGACGGGCAAGACCGUGUUUGUCGACAGUGCGCAGGGCUGCAAGCUGCACACGCUCGCCCUCGUCGACGACGGCGCGAUCGACGACGACCAGUGUCGGACCGAAGACCGCAUCUUCCUCGCGCCCGAAGCGCUCACAGGGUGCGCGAUCUCGAGCGCCACCGACAUGUACGCGUUCGGCGUCCUCCUCAUGCUGUUGGACGCAGGCGUGACGCCGUGGCAGCUCAGCCGGCGGACGUGGCUCCAAACGGCGAGCGACCCAACCGCGGCCUUUCCCGAUGAAGUCGACAUUACGAGCUUGCUCGGGCUCUAUGCCUUCGACACGUGCCCUGCCAUCAUCAAGGCCGUCGCCAAGUCCUGCGUGCACCCCGACCCGAUGCAGCGCCCGAGCGCGUCGUUUGCGUACGCCAUGAUGCGAAAAGACCUCGUUGGGUAGCCCUACCAUUUCUACUAAUCUACUGUCGU